AUGGAGCUUUGCCAGAAGGUCUUGCAGGUCAUGAAGAGAGUUCUGGGCGGCGAGUCUGCAGAAAGCAAGAGUUUGCUGCUGCUGGGCGAGCCUGGAAGCGGCAAGACCCAGGCCGUCGAUUGGUGUUUGCAGAAGCUCAAGGAGGAGAACAACUCCAUCAUCACCCUGCGAGCUCGGGGCGACAUGUAUUCCUCCAACAUUGAGUGCUUGCGGCACCUGGCGCAACAGAUCGCGGGGCAGCUCAUGACAAGUCCACAGAACGGUUCAUUCGAAGGCUCUAUGGAGUGGUUUCGCUGCAUCCUCAAGGAGAGCUUCAACCGCGAAAGCGCAGUGGUGAUUAUCUUGGAUCGCUUUGAGCACUUCUGCAACAUGGCACGACAAACGUUGCUUUACAAUCUCUUCAACCUGGCGCAGGACCUCAGUGUGCGGCUUUGCAUAGUCGGUGUCUCCGAGAAGUUUGAUGUCACUUGCCAACUGGAGAAGCGCAUCCUUUCGCGCUUUUCGAUGGAGUACCUCUUUGCUUUUUUGCCACGAGAUGCCAAGGAUGUGACACGCAUCCUAGAGUGCAAAUUGCAGCUUCCUGAGAAUGCAGACUCGUUGGACGUGUCCUUUGUUCAAGACUUUAACCAGAGGAUCACCGAAGCCUUGCAAGCCAGGCUUCCUCAAUGGGCGGAGGAUAUCGAGCUUGGGCGAAAGCCCACUUGGUUUAUGUGGCAAUGUUUGCCGGUGGUGGGUUUCCUUCGCAGCUCCCUGGUAGCACCUGGCCUACCGAAGAAGCGACGGGAACUCGGCGAAGAUGCCCAACGGCGGCGGCUCUUUUUGCGAGGCCUGGCUGAAUGCGAACACCUCGUACUGCUGACACUCUUCCGACAGCGAACUGCCAAGUGGCCUCGAAGCCUCAGCACAGUACUGCAUGAGCUUUUGCGACUGGUGGAGUGCAAUGGCAACUGGAAUUGCAGGUUCCAUCAACUAAUGAGGUUGUGUUCUGUUGGCGGGUGCAGUUCGAGAUAA
Molecule: messenger RNA, 1011 nt
Organism: Durusdinium trenchii
Lineage: Eukaryota; Dinophyceae; Suessiales; Symbiodiniaceae
Source: the annotation of a GenBank genome assembly